Molecule: messenger RNA, 1127 nt
Organism: Tribolium madens (black flour beetle)
Lineage: Eukaryota; Metazoa; Arthropoda; Insecta; Coleoptera; Tenebrionidae
Gene: VhaPPA1-1
Product: V-type proton ATPase 21 kDa proteolipid subunit
Exons: 3
Coding region: 326-955 (209 amino acids)
Biological process (GO): proton transmembrane transport
Cellular component (GO): proton-transporting V-type ATPase, V0 domain
Molecular function (GO): proton-transporting ATPase activity, rotational mechanism
Source: RefSeq, a predicted model, not a curated record
AGUGGACAGCUCACUCGCAAAUUCCUACAUUAUCGACCGCUUUAUGACUUCCAUUGAAAUUGACGUUUUGUCGAUUCGAAGUUCGAACAAAAAUUUUCAAUUAGUGUUGGUGGUGUAAUCACAAAAAUAAUCAACGGUAAAACCCUAAAGUUCAUUAUCAAGUUGAUUUAAAAAUUGUUUCCCCCGUCCAGCAAGGUUGUACUCACGUGAGUCCAAUUAUUACAGUUGAAGACUCGUGAGUUACACCUCCCUGAUAACAAAUUCACAAUUAUUCACCACAAACCAAUCCUUGAAGUCAGGUCAUAGUUUUGCAGUGGGUGUGACUAUGAGGGCUAUAUUGGGCUACACCUUCGUAGGGACUUCAUCGCUAGUCAUAACAAUCUUAACCCUUUACCAUGUCUUGACUGGUAAGGGCGAACGAGUCAGUGUGGGGUGGUUCCUCGAAAGAACCUCCCCAUACAUGUGGUCCACAAUAGGCAUCGGGUUAUCAGUCGCCUUAUCAGUAGUUGGGGCUGCAGCUGGUAUUCACACUACAGGCGUCAGUAUUAUCGGCGGUGGAGUGAAAGCCCCCCGCAUCAAAACAAAAAAUUUAAUCUCAGUUAUCUUCUGCGAAGCUGUCGCUAUUUAUGGUCUCAUCACUGCUAUAGUUUUGUCGGGUUAUUUGGAAGAAUUCACUUGGUCAAAAGCCAUGGACAAUCCUGAUAUCAAAGCCAGAAAUUGGCUUGCUGGGUAUUUGAUGUUCGGAGCUGGAGUUGCUGUCGGAUUAGUGAAUUUAUUCUGCGGCAUUGCUGUCGGAAUUGUUGGCUCUGGAGCAGCUUUAGCUGACGCCGCAAAUGCAGCUUUGUUCGUUAAAAUUUUGAUUGUGGAAAUUUUUGGCAGYGCUAUAGGGCUGUUUGGGCUCAUUGUGGGCAUUUACAUGGUUUCUAAAGUAUCAAUGGGCGAUAAGUCAUCCUAAAUUUAUUUUAAGAAUAAUUACUGAUGUAUUGUUAUUGAAUGUAAAUUUAAUUUACCUUGUAUAUAUAUGUACAAUUAUUUUAUUUAAGUAGAAAUUAGACUUAAAAUGGGCUUAGUAAUGUUACCUUAUGUGAAUCUGAAGAAAUUAAAAAUAUAACUGUUUUUCCCAUCAA